Molecule: messenger RNA, 834 nt
Organism: Pieris macdunnoughi
Lineage: Eukaryota; Metazoa; Arthropoda; Insecta; Lepidoptera; Pieridae
Source: the annotation of a GenBank genome assembly
AUGAUAUUUGCAUUAACCCUACACGAGAGCACAAACCGAAUGUAUUUAGCACCUGACUUGGGCUUGUCUAAACUGUUUUCUUUAUAUAAAGAAGAAACACCACCUUCUGAACAAGUGUCAAAUUUUAUGUUUAGAAAAGUUUUUAAUCAGCAAUUCAACCUAUCUUUUCAUGCACCAAUUACUGAUUCCUGUAAAAAAUGUGAUAAUUUUAAAAUAAAAAUAGAAGCUGAAAAAACGUCUGUCAAAAAGGAUGAACUUGAUUCUCAAAGGAAACUACAUCUCUUAAAAGCUGAAUCUGCAAGAAAUAAUUUUAAAAUAGAUAAGAAUAGACCUGCAAAUGAUUCUGAUUUUACAGUUAUAGUAUUUGAUUUCAUGAAAACUUUACCAACACCUGUUAUUUCCACAGGAAUUUUCUAUUAUAAAAGGCAGCUUUGGCCUUACUGCCUGGGAAUUCAUAAUGCUCAUAAUGAUGAAGUAACAAUGUAUGUGUGGGAUGAAACUAUAGCUUCUAGGGGUCCUAUGGAGAUUGGUUCCUGCUUGUUGCGUUUCAUCAAAGAGAAAGUCAAGACUGAAAAGUUAAUUAUGAACUCAGACCAGUGCGGUGGUCAAAAUAGAAAUAUUAAAAUGACUACUUUUUGCCAUUAUAUUGUUAGUACCGGAUUUCUUGCUACGGGUCGAACAUAUACAGAUUUGCAGUAUUCAUUUAGGAUGGGAAUCGCAACAAUCAGUAAGAUCGUGGACGAAGUGUGUAAAGUAAUAUGGGAAACGCUACACGAUGAAUGCAUACCAACAACAAAAACACCUGAUAUGUGGCAAAAUAUUGCUGCCAGAUGA